AAGAGGAACUGUACGAAAAUUACUUCCAAUAGCAUUAAUAGUUAAAACAAUAAUAUUAACUGUUUCAUUCCUCAAUUGGAGUAAUAGCCUAUUUCUUACAAAGAUCGCUAUAUCAUCUAUAAUUUCUUCGAUUUUUUUUAACGUUUAUUAUUAAAAAUGUCAGAAAAUGAUGAAAAAUCUUUAGAUCUUGCUACCAAGUGGCAUUUAGAAUUACCAAUUUUGGUUGAUAAUGUCAAACUUAUUGACGGUGUUAAGAACAAAAAUCUGCAAAACUCUCCAGUUGGAACUCUUUAUCUAACAGCAACGCACUUAAUUUUUGUUGACUGCACAGGAAAGAAGGAAACAUGGAUUUUGCAUAUGCACGUUUCGAGCGUUAGUAAACAGUCACUGAGCACUACUGGAUGCCCAUUGGUUAUCCGUUGCAAAACCUUUCAAGUCGUCACAUUCAUCAUUCCGAAAGAAAGAGAUUGCCACGAUAUUUACACUUCUCUCCUUAAACUUUCUAAACCCGGUUUUUAUUUAUCUAAUCUUUGUUUAUUCCCUCAACAAAACAAAUAUUCGACAACAACCACAACAAAAAUAACAACAGCCGAAUAUUCUCAGUUGUUUGCCUUCCACUAUACACCAUCUAAUGAUUUGGCAAACGAAUCGAAAACGAUUGGAUGGGACGCGAUCGAUUUACGGAGCGAAUAUUUGCGAAUGGGAGUACCGAAUAAGAACUGGAUCGAAUACGAUCAAACUAAUGACUACGAACUGUGCGAUACAUAUCCAAGAUUCUUGUACAUGCCAUCAGGCGUUUCUAAAACGCUUAUAAAAGGAACGUCCAAGUUUAGAAGUCGAGGACGCUUGCCAGUUUUAUCCUAUCUACAUGUCGAUCAAAGCCAAUCGUUAGCCGCUAUUUGUAGGUGUGCUCAACCACUUUCGGGCUUAACGGCUAGAUGCAAUGAAGACGAAGAUUUCCUACAGUGUAUUAUUACAGCAAAUCCUAAUUCGAAUUGCAUGUACGUUGUGGAUAAUAGGCCGAUGAUUAACGCUCUUGCUAACCGCGCCAAGGGAAAAGGAUACGAAAACGAAAGCAAUUAUCAGAAUAUCAAAUUUCAUUUUGCGGGUAUUGAAAAUAUUCAUGUAAUGAGAAAUUCUUUAAAUUCUCUUAGAGAAGCUUGUGAGAAGAACCUAUCUAUGAGUGGUUGGUUGAAAGCACUAAAGGAAAGCGGCUGGCUUAAGCACGUGAAAGAUGUCCUUGACGCUUCGAAAUUUGUUGCCGACGCUAUAAAAUCUGGAACAAGCGUUCUAGUUCACUGCUCAGAUGGCUGGGAUAGAACAGCUCAAACCUGCGCAUUGGCCAGUCUUAUUUUAGAUCCUUAUUAUAGGACUAUAGAAGGUUUCCAAUUUAACGAACGUCUUUUAUUCGAGUUACAUGAUCAUGCAUAUUCCUGUCAAUUUGGAACAUUUAUAGGGAAUUGUGAGAAAGAUCGGAUUGAUUUAAGACUCAGAGAGAAGACUUAUUCGCUAUGGAGCGAGAUUCGUAGCAAAUUUAACGAUUUCAUAAAUCCGUUUUACGAGAAAGAACAUGAAACGUGUCUGGAAUUACGUGCUCUUAAGCCAGAUACUUCUCCAUCUGUAAUAAAAUUUUGGAAGGAACUUUAUCUUCGAUAUGAUUUUGGAGCACAACCGAGAGAAAGCGUAUCGGAUACUGUUAGCACCCUGAAAGAUCAUAUUAUAUCUUUAAAAGAGCACGCCAAUCUUUUAGAAAAUCGUAUUGGAACACUUUGUCGCUUAUUAAAUAAAGAAGAGGAAACAGUCAAGGCUUCCAUAUCUAUGAUUUCUUCGUCAGAAUCAAUGGAUUUCAGUACAUUGCAGAUAUUAGACGAUACCAUCACUAGUCCUACAUCAUCAUCUGUAACUAGUCCUGGCGAUAACGAAUCUGGAUUUGAGGAUUCUUCAAUUAGUCGCUCAUCUUCAUUCGAUUGUUUGCAAGUAAUAUAUACUAUUUAUCUAUCAAUCUCUCUCUCUCGUCCAAUCAUUUUCUACUCUUGAAUUUAUUUUCCUUUUUGUCUAUUCAGGUAGGAAAUUUAAUACAAGAAUUGCGUUCCGUUGCGGUCGACUGGAAAUCAUUACGGAAUACGAAUUGUAAUAGUUGCUCAAUACCAUUUCAGCAUGGUAGUAAAAAAAAUCAUUGUUGGCGUUGUGGAGGAUUGUUUUGCAAUCGUUGCGUUACAAGAAAUAUUAGCUUACCCGGUCACGCAACUCAAACUUUAGUUCCAGUUUGUAAAGGAUGCUCUAAGCAGCUAAGACAAACGAAAAGUUUAAACGAUAUACCAAUAACGGUACCUUCCGAACAGCCAUUGUAAUAUAUAUUCUUCAUACCUGCAGUAUGUGUACUCAAUUCGUACGGCAUGACUGGGAGUUUUAACGGAUUGAUUGGCGUUUAUUUUAAUAUUUUUUUUUCUUUUCUUCUUUUUUUUUACUGCAUGUUUUUCUUUGCCAAUUACUUCUCUUCCUAUUCUUUAUUUUACAUUAAUUAUGAUAAUAAGGAAAUUGAAUAGGCAAGAGAAAGGAUUGAUUUAUUAGUCUUUAUCUAUAAUUUUUCUCUUUUUUUUAAAAAAAAAAAGGAUCAUAUUAAUAAUAAAGAGUUUUUUUUCUCUUUUUCUUUCUACUAUUCAUUUUUCUUUUUAUUAUUAUUCUUCUCCUUUAAUUCGUCCAUUACCUAUCUCGUCUCUAUUCACCCUAAUCUCAUCUUUGUCCUUACUAUUUCCCUAUAUACCUUGUAGCUUAUUAUUAAAUGUUGGUUGUUUCUUUUUUUUGUAAAGAAUCUUGUCAUAAUUGAUAAGCUUUUAUGACUUUUCAACCAAAAUAUGAAAACAAAGAAUAAAGAAACAUGGAUAGAAUUUGUUCGUUUUUAUUAAAUAUUGUAUUUAGUCAUUGAAAAAGAGGAAGAGAUAAUUUAAUAAUGAUGCAGAAAGAUAUAAUCUUUUAGGAUCGUUUCUUAUCGUGUUUACAUUACAGUCACUUCAUAACCUUCAUUAGUGUAUGAAGCAUUAUUAGUUUCUUCUUUUAUGGAUCCAGUAUCGUUGUCUGGCUGAAUUUCAUUGUCCUUGUCCUCAAACUUUAGAGUGUAAAUUAUAGAACAUACUAUUAAGAUUAGUGCCAUACUACCACCCGCAAUACCUCCAAUCAUGGUAUUUUUUUUAUAAGUCGACCAUAAAUUACCAAAGUAAGCUCCAUGAUAGUUGAGAGCUUUUUUCACAAUUAUCUUUUUACCGUCAUUUCCAACUUUAACAACGCAGUGGUAAAAUCCAAAGUGCCUUUCCUGAACUAAGCCAAUAUUUAAAAUAAAACCGUUAUUUGUUACAUUCCAAUAAGCAAUUCCAUCAAGAGUUGGAAAUAAAACACUAUCGCCAUCCUCUAAUAUAGUCAGAUCCGGUAAUAUCCAAUAUUCAAAACUAGUCGAUUCAGCUAUACCACUAACUCUUGAAUCAUUGCAAACUAGUUGUUUAUACUCAUUGUAUUUUGAUUUAAUAUUAAAAUCGUUAUCAUUUUUAUAAGGUGUUCUAUACCAUUCUUUCAUCUCAGUUAAACAAAUGAAGCAACUAAAAAUGAACAAAUUAUUAAAAAUAUUUAAUUGCAUAGUUAACUUAUUUUUUAUUGUAUUUGUUUUAAUUUAAGGAAAAAUAUGAUAUUCUUUGUUUUUUUCUAUUCCUUUCCUUUGUUAAUAUUUAUAAAAAAAAUUAUAUUUCAGCUUGUACAUCAAUUUUAUCAAUACUCGUUCAAAGUUCGAUCAGAUUUAAUAAAACUUUUGUUAUUUAUCAAUAUUCUAUAAUACUUUUUCAUUUUUUCUUUCUCUCUUUCUCUCUCUCUCUCUCUCUCUCCUUCUCUCUGUUCUCUUAUUCAAUCAUAUCGGUUAUAUUGAAAUAGUACAAAUGAUAUACAUAUUGAAUUUAUGACAUUUGCGGGAAAGGUCAUCAGUUUACCCUUGAAUAUUUACCGUAUUUAUAUUAUAUAUAAAUAUAUGUAUAUAUAUACUGGAUAAAGUAUCUUUAUCUUACUGAGUCAUUCUC
Molecule: messenger RNA, 4058 nt
Organism: Dimorphilus gyrociliatus
Lineage: Eukaryota; Metazoa; Annelida; Polychaeta; Dinophilidae
Source: the annotation of a GenBank genome assembly